UCAUUAGUGAAUGCACAAGAUGCGUCAGUAUCGACAGAGGAACCCGAGGCACCUGUGUCCAAUGUGGAACCGAAGGACGAUCCUUAUGAGGGCUCACCGCAUGUGCAAGCCAUUGUAACAUUCGUUAGCCCAUCCCUGGGGCUAUAUUCGGCCAAACGGGAGAUUGAUUUGCCGGCGGGAAAGUAUUCCUCGAUUUUGGCCACCUUGAUAAACACACACGAAGGAAUGAGUCUUCCACGUUUCAGUCUUGAUUUGCUGGAAGGUUCACUUCAUUACCCCGGCUACUUCGACUAUUACAUACAGAACUUCACAAAGAUUCGCUUGCAAAAUACGUUGGAACCUGGACAAGAAGGUUCAUUGUUUUAUAAAUUUCGACCAGCUGUUGAGCUGGUGGGAAGACCGUUUGAUCUGUCUAUUGUGGCCCAUUAUCAUGAUGAGAAUGGUGUGUAUUACGCGCAUCGUCUGUUCAACCAGACAGUCAACCUUUAUGAGGUAGAGGAAGGUGUGGACACUCAAAUGUUGUUUCUCUGUGUUCUUGUCGCCGCCAUAUGCGUCGCAAUUUUGGUUGGCCUAUGGCAUUGGUGUUCCUCCAAAGCCUCCCGCAGGCAUGUGACUCAACAACCGUCAAAACAAGAUGAAUCAAAUGGCACUACCGUCGUUGAAAACGAGUACUUGGCCUUGCUUCAGAAUCCCAAAUUGCCUAAAUCGGGUAAGAGUGGACUAUUUGCAUAUCACGUGUCCUAA
Molecule: messenger RNA, 744 nt
Organism: Echinostoma caproni
Lineage: Eukaryota; Metazoa; Platyhelminthes; Trematoda; Plagiorchiida; Echinostomatidae
Source: the annotation of a GenBank genome assembly